Molecule: messenger RNA, 1331 nt
Organism: Ipomoea nil (Japanese morning glory)
Lineage: Eukaryota; Viridiplantae; Streptophyta; Magnoliopsida; Solanales; Convolvulaceae
Exons: 4
Coding region: 33-1331 (432 amino acids)
Source: RefSeq, a predicted model, not a curated record
GAAGAUAUAGAGAAGGUGCAAGUAUAAUCAAAAUGUCUGUGAGUUGUUCCAUAUAUCUUGAAACAAUAAUGGACAAGAAGAAUGAUUCCGCGGUGCCAAUUAUAGGCUGGUAUGUUGCACUGGCUUCUGGGCUCUGCUCCAUUGCAAUGGUGUGCAAUCUACUCACCAAAUUCUUCAGUCUGAAUGCAACUUGGCUGACACUAUUAGCAGUGGCUACCAAGCUCACCGGCGACCUCACAACUCCCAUGUCUCCCUGGGAUAACGUGUCAAAAUGCAGUAGCACGAUUUUCUUAACUUUGGCCAUGGGUAAUUCUUUCAUCUCACUGGGCUCUAUGAAUGACACAUAUAUUCUAACCAAUCUCACCGCUUUGACCAUAUUGGUAGCCACCGUCAUUGUUGAUUUAUGCAUCCAACUCCAGACCCAUGUGCUUGAUUCCUCAUUAUCUAUGCAAAUCAUCUUCCAAAUUAUAUUGUUGUUCUGCAUGUUCAUAACAACUGUGUGUUCGGCUCUAGCAGUUCCAGCAAUUAAGAAACACUCAGAAUCAAUUUAUCAAAAGCUAGCUGCAGCUUCAGAUGAGAAACAAGGCCGCCCUACAGUUGAAGAGCUGAGAUUGAGCAUUACAAAGUAUUGGGUAAUGGCAGCCUCUGGUAGCCCCCGAUUUCUUAUGAAAAGCAAACGAGUUCCAAAUCUACUGUCUGGUGAACUUCCUAAUUGUUGGAAACUUCCAGUGGUGACACUAACAAGCAUUGCCAUUGCAAUUCCAAACAUUGCAAGUGAGCAUAUUGAUUGGUUAGUAAGCAGUGUUAAUGCAGGCCUCCGCUAUGCAAGCCUCAUAGAUGCCAUGGAUGAGAAAUGUGGGCUGAAAAGUAUUAAACAUGCAGCAGAUGUUGUGUGGGUGGGAGUUGAGCUUCGUAGAAAUGAGAACAGAAUUAUAGUGGAAAAUCCACUCUAUUGGCCUGUACAUGUUUUCGCUGCAAAUUCAAUGUACAGCAUUACUCGAACCAUUCUGCUAUACUAUGAAGAUGGUGAGUUCCAAGCUGAAGAGUUGUUUAGGAAGUUAAUCUGCAUGAUUGCAGACAUAUUGGCGGCUUGUUUUACUAAUUUGCCGCAUCUGAUAUAUACUAAGUGCAUAAGCAGUUCAAUUGAGGAAAGACUAGAAAGUGUUCGAGAUGCCGCUAUCAUUUUCGGGGAAACAGAAGAGAUUCUAAAACUUUUUGAAGAGGAUGGAUUGAGCAACAAGCAGCUAGCAACAGUUUCAUCUUCUGCAACAAGCAAUGGAGCAUCCUCUGUAGAGUCCAAUGAGCAUGUGGUUGUUCAAAUGCAGGCUUGA